GGGGGGGCGAGCGCGCCCGGCCGGCGACGGGGACUUGAACCCAUGAGAGAAGCCUGUGGCCCUUGUGAAGAUAAAUGUCAGCUUCCCUCAUUAAUUGGAACUUUCUCUUAGGACGCGUAUGCGACGCUCAGCCCGUGGUUUGUCCUUUUAGUGGCUGCUGACUUUGAUUACAGGCAGGUCUCUGAAGAUUCAUAUCAAAUGACGUCAAUGGCCAGCUUGUUUUCUUUUACUAGUCCAGCAGUGAAGCGGUUGUUGGGCUGGAAGCAAGGUGAUGAGGAGGAGAAAUGGGCAGAAAAAGCAGUCGACGCUUUGGUGAAGAAGCUGAAGAAGAAAAAGGGUGCCAUGGAGGAGCUGGAGAAAGCCUUGAGCAGCCCGGGACAGCCGAGCAAGUGCGUCACCAUCCCUCGGUCUCUGGACGGACGCCUCCAAGUGUCUCACAGAAAGGGCUUACCCCACGUCAUAUACUGCCGGGUGUGGCGCUGGCCCGAUCUGCAGAGCCACCACGAGCUGAAGCCCUUGGAUACUUGUGAAUUUCCUUUUGGGUCUAAGCAGAAAGAAGUUUGUAUCAACCCGUACCACUAUAAGAGAGUGGAGAGUCCAGUCUUACCUCCAGUGCUAGUGCCUCGUCAUAAUGAAUUCAAUCCACAACACAGCCUUCUGGUUCAGUUUAGGAAUCUGAGCCACAAUGAACCGCACAUGCCACAGAAUGCCACGUUUCCAGAUUCUUUCCACCAGCCCAACAACACUCCUUUUCCCUUAUCUCCGAAUAGCCCCUACCCUCCCUCCCCUGCUGGCAGCACGUAUCCCAGCUCCCCUGCGAGUUCUGGGCCCGGAAGUCCAUUUCAACUCCCAGCUGAUACGCCGCCUCCUGCCUACAUGCCACCCGAUGAGCAGCUGAGUCAGGACAGCUCGCAGCCUAUGGACACAAGCAGCAACAUGAUUCCUCAGAUCAUGCCCAGCAUAUCCAGCCGAGAUGUCCAGCCUGUUGCUUAUGAAGAACCCAAACAUUGGUGUUCAAUUGUUUACUAUGAAUUAAACAACCGCGUCGGGGAAGCGUUUCACGCAUCUUCUACCAGUGUGCUGGUAGAUGGAUUCACAGACCCCUCCAAUAACAAAAGCAGAUUCUGCUUGGGAUUGUUGUCAAAUGUCAAUCGUAAUUCGACCAUUGAAAACACGAGGCGCCAUAUUGGGAAAGGCGUCCAUCUGUACUAUGUUGGCGGGGAGGUGUACGCGGAGUGUCUGAGCGACAGCAGCAUCUUUGUGCAGAGUCGGAACUGCAACUUCCACCACGGCUUCCACCCCACCACCGUCUGUAAGAUCCCCAGCAGCUGCAGCCUCAAGAUCUUCAACAACCAGGAGUUCGCUCAGCUCCUGGCUCAGUCCGUCAACCAUGGCUUUGAGGCCGUGUACGAGCUCACCAAAAUGUGCACCAUCCGCAUGAGUUUUGUCAAGGGCUGGGGCGCCGAGUACCACCGGCAGGACGUUACCAGCACUCCGUGUUGGAUCGAGAUCCACCUUCACGGGCCUCUUCAGUGGCUGGAUAAAGUCCUCACGCAGAUGGGCUCCCCUCUGAACCCCAUAUCCUCUGUCUCAUAGUGCAGAAGCCUUCUUUUCAAUUAGGUUCCUUGUGGACUUUAAUUUUAGAGAUACUGUGAGCUGACAUGGAAAAACAGAUAUUACAGCUUAUUUUUUUUCUACAAACUUGUGACCAACACAUUUGUACUUUGUGACGAUCCUGCAUUUGUUUGUAUCACUGUUCACGUAAUGGACUGGAAGGCGUGGGGGAGACAUGGAGCAAGCGUCCUGCCCACUCUGAACAUGAACUGGAACAGGCUUUUGCUUAUUGUCCCAACAGUUUUUUAUUUCCUAAUUUUUUUUUAAUGUAACAAAAAAAUUAUAGUGUAAGAGGGUAUAUACAUGGGGAAAAGUGUAUUUGUCCUCCCUUUUCUCUCCGUCUCCGGGAACCUGUGUGCUUCUAACAAUGUAUCCCACCAACUUCAUAAAAAUACAUUGUACUUUGUUUUGCAAAAGAGUAUGGUAGGGGCUUAAAAGAAACUAUAUAUAUAAAAAAAAAUCUUAUUUGAAGGAACACUAUGCACUGCUUCUAACAAGUAGUGUCCAGUAAAAGCCAAGUGAUAGUUUUCUAGGUGGCAUCAUACAUCUAACCUAACUGAAUGUUGGUCUGUAUUGUGAUUCAUGCUAUGUAUCUUUUGUAAAGCAUUUCGUUUGUUUUUUUUUAAAAAGAAAAUCCUGCAAGUAAUUGAUGUGUAAUAUAUGCCACGUACUCAGUCUGUCCUGAGUACACUGCUUUGUAGCAAGCGACAGUACACGGCUGGCAGCCGCGUUUGCUGCUCUUGGCCUGUGUGGGAAGAACUCUACUUGUGACAUGCAUUAACCUUUUAUUUUGCACUUUUAUGGGCAACAGUUUUCAGUGUAACCUUUGCUCAGAUACACUCAAGUGACCUACACGGCAGUUGUAGGAAGUUCUGCUUUUUCUAGUAACUUUUCAGCCUAGGUUAUAAAAUCGUUAUCAUACAGUUCCAGCUAAGGUGCCUAGUUUUGGAUGUUAUUAACUUCAUACCACCUUACAUCAGCCUCCUGUGUCAUGGGAGACCCUGGUUAGGCCCCAGGAAUGAGAUAAAUUAGCAGGGACGGUUGGGCUAGCUGCUGUGAACACAUUCACAAAGCAGAGAAUGCAGAUGGACUCUGACUUUGCGUGGUCUUGUUUUUUCCUGGCCUCUUACUACCUAUACCCAUGCCAGUGUCCCCCAACGCAGCCUCCUGAAAGCUAAGGGAAGUCUGAAAUACCCAUUUAACCAAUUGUGCCUUUGCCUUUGAGUCUAGGCAUUUUAACCACUUAUUCUGGAGAGCAUCAGGUGGGCGCCUAGCCAAGACAUGGGAACACGGCCCACCUACUUCACCAAUCAGGAGAAACUUUCUUUUCUGAUGCCUUUUCAAAGUAUAUGGAGCCAUGACCGUCUUGUGUUGAAAAUGUAAUUUUGGUGUGACUUUCUACUUGCCCUUCCUGCUUUAAGGAAAAAAACAAAAAGGUUUGUUUUUCAGGCAAGGGUUACGGGACUCCUUUUGUUGUCUGUGUCGUUAUGUGUUGCUGUUUCCCAAUGCGGCCACAGGUACAUUCGGGUUUCAGCUCGCAGUCCUUUGCUGAGUAGAAGGAAAACUUUGCCAGCAUCACAGCCUUAAACGUCAGGGUUACAUGGCAAGUAUUCUUAGAUCGCCAGAGCUUUCUGCCGUCUACAUGAAACAGAAUUAUUUACUUAGUGAUCAAGCCUACAUAUUUUUAUAUUUAGUUUUUGUAUCAUCCUUCACUUAACAGACUCACGGCACCAUCUUUGGAACGGAUUUGUAGGAAAAAUUCACUCAAGUCCAAUUACAGAUGCAUAUAAUCUACUUUAGUGGGCUCUGGCUAGCUGUACAAUCUCCCACCUUGCUUCAUUGAUGGUUUAGCAUUGCGUUAAGAAUUGUUCUACUUGUCAUUGCCAUAUUACAGCCUGUAAAGUUGAGUUGGCUGAUGGGCUUUAUGUGAUUGCCCUUUUCUGUUUUCUCUAAGGAGUUUUAACUGCCAAGAGUUUUGUGGAGAAGUACAAGCCUGUUUUUGCUUCCUGAGCGCUGUCAGCUUCAUCCUGUGGCUUUUAAUGCAAAACGUUCUUCACUCAGCUGCUCUUGCAAUCCCUAAGGAUAUUUUACAGCAUAGAAAUUAAUGUGUGCCAGCAAAAAGUAUCUGAAUAAGAAACUCGAAACUAGUUUGGUAAAUGCAGAAAGCAGAAUAGACUCAAAAUGCAUCUCAGUAACAAGCUGAAGCAAACAAGGUGAUGUUGAUUGCACUUGAGGUGCAUUGGACGUACAGCUCUACAUUAUAGAGCGCUUGGUCCGCUUGAGACCGUCUGGCGAGCAUGAUGGAGCGUCGCUGGGAGCUCAUGGCUCAUACCCGUAAUCCUAGCUCCACGGGCUCAGAUAGGAGGAUUGUGAUCCAAAGUGGUAGCAUACAAACUGUGGGCAAAAAAAGCUGAGUGAGAGUGUGAGGCUGAGUUGGGAGGAGCUAUUGAAUACAAGCUAAAGCAUAUGAGUAAAAUGGGCACUUUCUAGGAAAUGUAAGGGAAAAUAACCAGUAAGCAUGUCAAAUAUAUCAAGUCUAUGCAUAUCCCCCCUCCCCUUUCAUGACAACAGUGGUGGUGGUGGUGGUGGUAGCAGGUGGCUGAGGGUAUUCCAGGAAUGAUCACUAGAUAGACAAUUCAGCAUGCCACACCUGCUAGUCCAGACAGGGAGUACCGUUUCAUACUCUUUGUGUCUUUGAAGAGUAAAACGUCCAUUUGGGUAUGACUGGUAAGUAUUCAACCCUUAAGUUAACAAUUAGGCUUGCCUUAAAAAAAAAAAUACAAACAAAAAAACCCUGUAAUACCCGAGGGGGAAGUUUCUUCCCUACACGCAGUAUCCUUUUGGAGGAGAAAGAUUCUAGAAAAAAUGAUACCCUACCUGUAGCAGAGACAAAGUUUGGUAGUUUCUGUUGCAGUGCAAUUCUGCUUCUAGUAAUUUGCUUCCUAGUAUUCUAGGUUAUUGUCACUUUUCUCACAUAUAUCCUUCUUGCUUCCUGAGAAAGGCAGAAUCUUGAUAAUUAUUGAAUGCAACCUCUCAUGAUGACUUAAAUUGUGAACCCGUUAGCUUUGAAGAGCUGAGUCCUUCUCUGUCUUACUGGUUGGAUCAUCUCUUGAUGUUUGGCAUUUGACCAUAAAGUAUGUCCUCAGUACACCUAUUGGCUAGAUGAGCUUUUAGGCUUGGUGGUUUUAGAAGUGUUGCGUGGUUUUUAUGCAAGAAUCUUCCAAAGUGGUCACUUUCAAAGGGGUGGGUUUUUUGGAGGGUAUCUCUCAUUCCCAAAGCAACAGUAUUCAUGGAUGAAAGUGAGAUUCUUGGAUGUUUUCCUUACCACAAAAGUGCAUGUAUGGAAAGUAAGCAUUCAAGCCAUUUGUUCUACAUAAACAAAAGUUGUAGUUUAGCAUGUUCUGAGGUGGAUGUUUUACCUCCUUACAGAAGGUAACAGUAUUUAUCAAGCCUUUAUUUGAUUGGAUUAUUCAUGAAAGAAACUCAUCUCCUUAGCUGUGGCUGAAACUGUGUGUAGAAUACUUGCCCUGCCACGCUUGAAGCACGCACGCGUGCACACACACACACAGAGCUUUUCUCCCCAAAUAAAACUGUAUGAUCAUUAUUACAUAGCACUCCAAAAUUAGAUGCAGUGGAGGAGAUUUUAUGCAUUCAUUUUGUUGUUUUAAAAGAAAAACGUGAUAAUAUUUGCUAGUAGCAAUUUCUACUACUGUACAUUAAGUCUUAGUGUUUUGGUCAGAAAGAUCUAGAACAGAAUUCUUUCAUCAUUCAUGGUGGAGUGGAAAAGCUUUGUGUCUAAAUAACUCAGUUCUUAAAUUGUUUUUAAUUAUCACGAGCCAUUAUCCUAAAAGGGUACAUUUGAAGUUGCUGUUUGUAGAAAGUUCAGAAUUUUGUGUAGGGGUAGAUCCCCUGCACACACCCCUCCCCCAUUUAAUAGGUAAUGCCUUCUUAACACUAGCUGGCAUUAGCUAGAGCAAAACCCCACUUAGGCCCAAGAAUGCCAGCCUCAUUGUAGAUGAAGAAGGCGUUUAGUGUCAGAUUUCCCAUGCAGUGCCGUCGGAAUGCUGGCACUUUGAUUUACUCUGGAAGUGGUUUCACCGUGGGGGCUCCGGGCAGUGGUUGGGCAUGUGGCGAUCUUUCGAGUCUGGCUGCUGCAAGCUGCAGUGAGAAGUGGACUUAAGUUCGGCUAGGGUUGCCUCCGUGGGAGACAUGGUUCCCACACCCCUGGCCCUGUUCUCUCGAAAGGAAUCGUUACACACGUUGAAGACCAACCUGACGGCUGUACUGUGGGCCUGUCCGCCUCUGACUCAUGCUUCGCUUCAGGUUAUGCUGUGGAAAAUGCAAUUCUAGCUCCAUGCCUCGAUCCUGUUCAUCUUUUUUGAUACUUAUAAAAAUGUGUUAAUUAGGUUUUACUCUCAUGUGCUUAUCAAAGCCAUAACUCUUAAGAAACUUGUUUUUGCGUAUUGUUUGCUAAUACUUUAUUUUAAUAAACUUCAAAACCUA
Dipodomys spectabilis (banner-tailed kangaroo rat) is the source of this 6117-nucleotide messenger RNA. It is a transcript of the gene Smad5, whose product is annotated as SMAD family member 5. The transcript has 7 exons. The record is from RefSeq and is a predicted model, not a curated record. The coding region runs from base 199 to 1596 and encodes 465 amino acids. NCBI's taxonomy places the organism in Eukaryota, Metazoa, Chordata, Mammalia, Rodentia, Heteromyidae. Gene Ontology annotation, molecular function: RNA polymerase II cis-regulatory region sequence-specific DNA binding; DNA-binding transcription factor activity, RNA polymerase II-specific; I-SMAD binding. Gene Ontology annotation, biological process: transforming growth factor beta receptor signaling pathway; BMP signaling pathway; SMAD protein signal transduction. Gene Ontology annotation, cellular component: heteromeric SMAD protein complex.